AUGAAACUUUUGAAAUUAAUGACAGUUACGGUCCUGAUGGCCAUACUGCUUGUCCAAUGUACCGCUAAAUCUCAGCCUGAAGACUAUUAUGAUGAUGAUUAUGAUGAAGAUGAAGAUUAUGAUGACAGCGAUUUAAGUGAUACCGGCACCGGAGAUUCUUAUUCAGGGGAGGCAGGCUCGGGUGAAUCCGGAGAAUCAGAAGCAGCUGGCGAAUCAGACGAAUCGGGUGAACCCGGAUCAGGAAGCGGUCAAUCUGUUUCUAAAAACCAACCGAAAAAGAAGAGCUCGGGACAUAAAAAACCAUUACAUAAAAAGCAUAGCCCCAAAAAACAUAUAAAAAAAUUAGCAUCCCGUAAGCUCAAAAAAGCUGUUGGCAGAAAGUCUCAUCGUGGCUAA
Molecule: messenger RNA, 396 nt
Organism: Stomoxys calcitrans (stable fly)
Lineage: Eukaryota; Metazoa; Arthropoda; Insecta; Diptera; Muscidae
Product: cation channel sperm-associated protein 2
Exons: 1
Coding region: 1-396 (131 amino acids)
Source: RefSeq, a predicted model, not a curated record